Molecule: messenger RNA, 1278 nt
Organism: Aspergillus clavatus NRRL 1
Lineage: Eukaryota; Fungi; Ascomycota; Eurotiomycetes; Eurotiales; Aspergillaceae
Product: MOSC domain protein
Exons: 1
Coding region: 1-1278 (425 amino acids)
Molecular function (GO): pyridoxal phosphate binding; molybdenum ion binding; catalytic activity
Source: RefSeq, a predicted model, not a curated record
AUGCAAAUCAGCCAGGUCAGACAGAACCAUCCUUCCACCCUUCCAUCCUUGAAAAGCAUCACUAACAAGCAACACCACCCACAGCUUUACGUCUACCCCAUCAAAUCCCUCCGCGGCAUCCCCCUUUCGAAGGCAUCCCUCACCCGCACCGGCUUCCACCAUGACCGCCGCUUCAUGCUCCUCAAGGCCACCCAGGGGGAAGCCGACGACACCCCAACCCUGAAGAACAUGCACGUCCCACACUUCCCAGAAAUGGCCCUCUUCACGACCGAGUUCAUCUACCCAGACGGCGAUGACGCCCCGGACCGCAUCCUCGUAACCUACCACCCCCCAGAUCCCACCUCGGAGAAACACUCCCUAGAGAUCCCCCUCCACCCGUCCACGCACGGUCUCCGCGCCCUCAACAUCGACAUGCACCGCAGCCCCACACAGGCCUACGACAUGGGCACGGCGUACAACGACUGGUUCAGCGCUCGCUUCGGAUACGACGUCGUGCUGGCGUAUCUGGGCGGCCACGCGCGGCCCGUGCUGGGCACGUUCGCGCCGGGGAAGCACCGCGCGCAUCGGGCGGAGAAGCUCGCCUCCGGCCGGGCAUCGUUGGAGGGGGUGCUUUCGACACGGGCGCUGGUGGUGCUGGCGGCGGUGACGCUUCUGCUGAAUUUCGCGGCGGGAUUGGGGCCGGGGGCAAAGGUCCACUGGGCUAGUAGUCUUGCGGCGACGGCGGUCGCGGGUGUAGUGUCGUAUGCUCUUGUAUGGCGACUCCGCCGGGUGGAUGAAGAGGGAGAGGGGGAUGGGGAUGGGGACGAGGAGACGAUCACGUUUGCGGAUGCGGCGCCGUACCUGCUUACGUCGCAGACGUCGCUGGAUAACGUGUCGGCGCGGCUGGCUGGGGAUGCGCGCGCGGAUAUGACCAAGUUCCGGCCGAAUAUUGUCGUUUCCGGGGCGGCGGGGGCGUUUGAGGAGGAUUUCUGGGCCGUGCUGACGGUGGGGGAUGCUGAGGCGAAGGUGAAGGCGAAGUUGCUACUCACGGCGAACUGUGUGCGGUGCCAGAGUGUCAAUGUGGACUAUGCGACGGGGAAGAUGGGCACGGGCGAGGCGGGGACGGUGCUGAAGAAGCUGAUGAACGACCGGCGGGUGGAUACGGGGGCCAAGUACUCGCCUGUGUUUGGGAGGUAUGUGUUUCUGGACCCCGGGUCGGAGAAUUCGGUGGUGAGGGUGGGCGAUGCGGUGGAGGUUGUGAGGAGGAUGAAGGAACGCGCGGUGUUUGGUGAGAUCUAG